UUAUAGAAGAGUUGUGGGGGUGGGGGCAAGAGUACAAACACACCAUUUCAUUAGUUACAUGUGCAUAUUUCACAAAGUCAUGAAAACUGAUACAGUGAAUAACUCGCUUACCUCCAUACUCAUUAUUGCAAAUGUGUAGGCUUGAAUUUUGAGUUAUUACUUUCUGUAUAAUAAACAUAAUUGGUCGGCAUGUUUCUUGUGCGUUGCAGGCCAAAAGAACCUUGAAUAGUAAGAAAUAUGGAGUGGAUCUCAUUUGUUAUACUCAUGCUCCAAAUACAGCAUUACACAGUUCAACCAAAGUCGAUGAUACCAUCAGAUAUUUAUCAUUACAUGACAACAAAUACAUUAGGUAUUUCACUGGGCAUACCAAAAAGGUAGUAACUUUAACGAUGUCUCCUAUUAACGACACAUUCCUCUCUGGCUCACUUGAUAAAACAAUUCGUUUGUGGGAUUUGAAGUCACAAAACUGCCAGGGGUUGAUGCAUUUACCAGGAAGACCAGUAGCAGGGUUUGACCCUGAGGGAUUAAUAUUUUCAGCUGGCAUCAACUCUGAAAGAGUGAAAUUGUAUGACUUGAGAUCGUUUGACAAGGGACCAUUUACCACCUUUAACUUGCCACAAGAAAAAGAUUGUGAAUGGACAGGAAUGAAAUUUAGUCCGGAUGGCAAAUUUAUUGUCAUUUCAACGAAUGGACAAAUUAUUCGCCUCAUCGAUGCUUUUCAUGGAACUCCAGUUCAUUCAUUUACAGGUUUUACAAAUAGUCGGCAGAUCCCACUGGAGGCAUCAUUUACACCCGAUUCACAGUUUGUCAUCUCAGGGUCAUCUGAUGGCAAGAUGCACUGUUGGAGUACAAUCUCUGGUAGCAAAAUAGCCAUGUUGGGAUGUGACCAUCCAGGACCUGUCCAAUGUGUGCAGUUUAACCCACGCUUCAUGAUGCUAGCCACAGCCUGCACUAAUAUGGCAUUUUGGCUUCCAUACAUGGAUGAGUAGUGCUGAACCCAUUUCAUUUGCCAUCAACUAACCUGAAUUCAUACUUAAAUUUAGUCACAUUUUGUACAUUUCUUCUGUUCAUCUUGUACUAUACACAUCCUCCUCACAGCAUUGUGCAUGUAUGGGAGUUCUUGUACUCAUUACUUCUGUCACUGUUUCUUUAUUAUAUGUGAAGACAUAUUUUGGCAGCAUAUUUUUUUGUGUGUUGACUUUUUCACCGGAAAAAAAAUUCCUCUUUCGAAACCACCAAGCCUUUGAGCAAAAUAUUGUACAUGGACUAUAUUUCUGUUUCUUUAUCAAGAGGCUAUCACAAGUAAUUAUCAGUAAUGUGUGUUAACCAUAAAUGAAGUAAGAUAUGUUGAAAGCAUGGGAGCAUAACAGAAUUUUGUUCUUGCCAAUUUCUGUUAGAUUCAAAAGUACUUUUUGAGUGCGCCCAGUGUGUUAACAACAUAGUUCUGACCUUGCACAAUAACCUACACAUUACUGACCUGACUGUCAGAGUUCAUAUUAAAUGCAGUCGUAAGCUAAGUUGAUUGUUACUUCCAUGUCCACAUUUGUAAUAAAAAUGUGUUGCCAUACUAGGCAUUUCUAGUCAACUUAGCAUAGGUUUGUUUUGUGGAAAAAGCUUAUGAGUGUGUCCACUGGAUUGCCCAGGUAGUUGUGCGCAUAUAGUGGAAUCAAUUUGUGAAGCAGCUGGCCUUAUGGUCAACCUUUUCUUAACGUCAAGACUUCUGUUAGGCUAAUUCCUCAAAAAUUGCCGAAUAUACACCGUUGUAGUUUGGUGCAGUCAGUUAUGUUAGAUGCAAGGGAACUUCAUUGAAGUGAGUAAAGGUGGAGAGAAGGCAACAUGUUGCAGGAAAUUGAGAGAAGUGUAACGUUUUACAUUUAUGAUUAUAUAUCGUCCAAGAAGGAAGGUUUUUAUUUUUGGAAAUUGCUUUUUCAGAUCUGCAAAAGUAGAUCAUCCAUUUUUAAUUGUGUGUUUUUUUUUGUAUAAACAAAGCCUGUUUGAAUUACUUAUAAACACCUCUGUUUACUAGUUCACGCUGGUAUGGUGAGAAAGUUGUAUCAUAUGUGUAUAUACGUUUGUCUUGUAAAUCAUCUGAGGAUUAUCCUGAUAGUAUUGUGUUUCUGCAUGAAUAAGAGUGUAAUAUUUCAGUUUUUGUCAGAUAUGUUGUUUUAUAUCGGAAGAUACUUCCCAUACAUCUCCUGAAUGGCCACUCUUUGGUAGCAGGAACCUGCCACAUUGUAAUGGUUUGUUUCUCAUCAGCAGUUUGACAUAAAAUACAUCUGUUUUCAUUGUGUAAAAUUGUAUGUUCAAAAGUUUUACAGGUAGACAAGCCAUAUUAAUAUGAGGCUGAUCAAAUUGACAUUUAGUUAAGAUGCUAGAUAUAACAGGAAAUAUCCAAACUGUUUUCAUAGAAACAUAUCUGUUUACCAUGAAUAAAUUUUUACAUAA
Messenger RNA from Liolophura sinensis, 2445 nucleotides. Its product is annotated as WD repeat-containing protein 82-like. The transcript has 8 exons. Bases 390 to 989 code for a protein of 199 amino acids. Gene Ontology annotation, cellular component: Set1C/COMPASS complex. Gene Ontology annotation, molecular function: protein binding; chromatin binding. NCBI's taxonomy places the organism in Eukaryota, Metazoa, Mollusca, Polyplacophora, Chitonida, Chitonidae. The record is from RefSeq and is a predicted model, not a curated record.